Molecule: messenger RNA, 255 nt
Organism: Symbiodinium pilosum
Lineage: Eukaryota; Dinophyceae; Suessiales; Symbiodiniaceae
Source: the annotation of a GenBank genome assembly
GGGGACGAGAACUUCUACACUGCCGUGGUGAAACCGGGGCAGAUGAAGCAGCAGGACCUCCUGGAGGAGGGCGUCCAGGCUUUCGCAGACGAUGAAGUUGGCCUACAGGAGGCAGCGCAGAACCUGCCCGGGAAGCACGUGCGGCUCUUCCGGGAGCUCCAGGCCAAAUGGCAGUGCUACGACGCUUACGCGCGGGUUUCUAUGUCCUUGGGCGUGAAUCACAUCUGCAUGACCAUGUCCUACUACGUCAUCGGC